CUUUUCUUUGUCUCUUAAAGCUGAGAAUAUAUUGGGACAACUAAGUAAAGGAGUCUACGUGUUGAUGAGUGGUUUGGAUCUAGAGAGACUCAUUCUGUCUGGUGGACCACUGGGAAUCAUGCAGGCUGUCCUAGAUCAUGCUGUUCCGUAUUUGCAUAUAAGAGAAGCAUUUGGGCAGAAAAUUGGCCACUUCCAGUUGAUGCAGGGUAAAAUGGCUGAUAUGUACACCCGGUUGAUGGCGUGUCGGCAGUAUGUAUAUAAUGUGGCAAAGGCUUGUGAUCAGGGACACUUCAAUGCAAAGGUGAGUCUGUGGGAAAGUACUUGUGGUAUUGGGUGCUCUGUUUUUACUUUGUUUUAGCUUUUAUAUCUUAUAUUUCUAUUCA
Messenger RNA from Python bivittatus (Burmese python), 383 nucleotides. NCBI's taxonomy places the organism in Eukaryota, Metazoa, Chordata, Lepidosauria, Squamata, Pythonidae. The record is from RefSeq and is a predicted model, not a curated record.